CAGACCUCUGUGCGGUCAUUCUGCACGCUCUCAACAUGCAGGCUCUACUGAGAUACACGGACCUGGGUUCUGCAGGCCUGGCCGUGUUGCUCGGCCUGGUCUUUCUGGUUCUGCUCGAGAUCUUCAAGUUGAAUUCCUCGAGGAGCCGCAAUCCUCCUGGACCCACACCACUGCCCUUCGUGGGGAACCUGCUCCAGUUCAUGAAGGACCCAAUGAACGUUGCUAGAUCAACGCUGCAGUACGGUGACCUGUGCUCCGUGUACGUGGGCAGGAGGCCGAUGAUCGUGCUGAAUAACAUUGAGGUGGUGAAGGAGGCACUGGUUCAGAACGGUACCGUGUUCUCCGGGAGGCCGUACAUGCCUUUAAUAGAAUGGGUCACCAAAGGCUACGGUAUCAUAGCUGUCACGUACGGCCACGCGUGGAAGCAGCAGCGGCGUUUUGCUCUCCACACGCUACGCAACUUCGGUCUGGGGAAGAAGACGGUGGAGGAGCGAGUGGCAGAGGAAGCGCACUGUCUUAUAACAGAGAUGCUCAAACAUGAAGGGAAACCUUUUAACCCCUUCCACCCCAUAAUGAACGCCGUCUCCAACAUCAUCUGCUCCAUCGUCUUCGGAGAUCGCUUCGACUACAACAACAAGCGCUUCGCUAAGCUCCUGGAAAUCCUGAACGAAAACAUUCGGCUCUCUGGCUCAGCUGUGGGAUUGAUAUUCAACUUAGUCCCUUUUAUAAAACACCUCCCUGGUCCGCACCAGAAGGUCCAUCAGAACGCCAGUAGUUUAAUAGGGUUCAUCCGCGAGGUGAUGGAGGAGCACGAGAAGACACUGGACACGGAGAACCUGCGUGACUUCAUCGACGCCUACCUGGUGGAGAUAAGCAAGCAGAAGUCAAGCAAAGAUUCGACGUUUCAUGAGGAGAACCUGCUGAUGUCCACGGCUGAUCUUUUCCUUGCGGGAACUGAGACCACAGCCACCACGCUCAGAUGGGGCCUGAUCUUCAUCAUGAACCAUCCAGAAAUACAAGAGCGCUGUCACGAGGAGAUCGUUCGUGUGCUUGGUUACGAUCGCGCUCCCAGCAUGGACGACCGCACGAGCCUGCCGUACACACACGCCACCGUACACGAGAUCCUGCGCUUUGGGAACAUCGCUCCACUUGGCGUAAUUCACCAAACUACAGAGACGACGCAGCUACGAGGAUUCACCAUCCCCAAGGGAACCGAAAUUACACCCAAUUUAAUGGCCAUAUUGCAGGACAAGGAGCACUGGAAACACCCGGAUACGUUUAACCCCGAGAACUUCCUGGAUGAGAACGGCCAGUUCUGCAAAAAUGAGUUCUUCCUGCCUUUUUCUCUGGGUCCGAGGGUGUGUCUCGGUGAGUCCCUCGCGAGGACAGAGCUCUUCAUCUUCUUCACCUCUCUCCUGCAGAGGUUGCGGUUCUCCUGGCCACAUGAUGCCCCGCCCAUUGAUAUGAAUGGCAGUAUGGGUGUGGUCAGGAUGCCCUACCCCUUCCAUAUGAUUUGCCGUAGUAGGGGGCAUUCGGUGCCGAGUUCUCCCGUGACACCCGGAGUUUCUCCAGUACACCACAAUCGGAUGUGAAACACCGCAACAGCUUUUAUAUCUUUAUUAAAUCACUUUGAUUUACAAAUAUAAACUGACAUAAAUGACAAAACGUGUAAUAUUAUAUGAAAUAUCUCACCUGGAUACAGUGGAUCCAGGUGUGUAGCUGAGCUGCUGCUGCUUUUCUUUACUCUUCACACUUUGCACUCUCCAGUUUCUCCACUGUGAGUCUGGUUCCUCUCGAGCUUUCUUCCUCGUGUCGUCUCAGGGAGUUUUUCCUCGCCGCUGUAGGCUCUGGAUUCUUCAUUACGGAUCUAAAUCUAUAUCAAAUUUCUGUAAAGCUGCUUUGUGAUGAUGUCUUUUAUCCAAAUAAAACGGAAAUGAAUUGGUUACAGGACAAUCA
This is a messenger RNA of Pangasianodon hypophthalmus (striped catfish), 1956 nucleotides long. Its product is annotated as cytochrome P450 2C23. NCBI's taxonomy places the organism in Eukaryota, Metazoa, Chordata, Actinopteri, Siluriformes, Pangasiidae. Gene Ontology annotation, biological process: xenobiotic metabolic process. Gene Ontology annotation, cellular component: cytoplasm; intracellular membrane-bounded organelle. Bases 36 to 1592 code for a protein of 518 amino acids. Gene Ontology annotation, molecular function: heme binding; oxidoreductase activity, acting on paired donors, with incorporation or reduction of molecular oxygen, reduced flavin or flavoprotein as one donor, and incorporation of one atom of oxygen; iron ion binding. The record is from RefSeq and is a predicted model, not a curated record. The transcript has 9 exons.